AUGCAACGCGCUCUAGGAAGAGGGAGCGGUUCUGGUGGUUCUUCAACUGGGUCAAUGUCAACAGUUUCAAGGGAGGACAAUUUGGUGCUUUCCUCUGAGGAUUCUUCUUCCCCAGAUGAGACAGAGCUCGAGCUGGGUCUUGGGUUGAGUCUGGGUGGUGGAGGGUUCAGGCUCCUGCAGCAGCCUUCACGGCCUCAAUUCGCUAGGAUAUUGACUGCUAAGGAUUUUCCUUCUCCUGGGUCAUCAUCUUCUUCUUCUUCGCCCUCAUCCUCUUCUGCAUCGUCUUCGUCUUCUUCUCCUUCUUCCUUGAGCAGGGCUGAUGUCACGGCUGGGACCAAGAGGAGUGCUGAUUCGGUGGCUGCUGCUAAUGGUGUAGGAUUCGAUGUCCAGAUCAUAGAGGUCUUUGGUUCAUCGUUUAGUGAUCAGGUUGUAGGGUUUGAUCCCCCUGCUAAUUUAUCGUGGUGA
Messenger RNA from Carica papaya (papaya), 465 nucleotides. The record is from RefSeq and is a predicted model, not a curated record. NCBI's taxonomy places the organism in Eukaryota, Viridiplantae, Streptophyta, Magnoliopsida, Brassicales, Caricaceae.